UUUAAAGGAGGAGAAGCCAAUGAGCGGCGCCUUUCCUGCCUGGGAGCCCGCAGGAGGCGGCGGCGUCGGUGGGACGAGGGCCGGAUCCCGCGGGCACCGCCGGAGGAAGGGGCAGCCCGGCGGCCGGGGACCGUGCGCGGCGGGGCCACGCUUCCAGCACGCUGCUCGCACGGACACCGCCCCGCCGCGCCGAGUCCCAGACGUGAAGCUGGCUGUGCUCUCCUGGGGACAAGGGGACAACCUGUAAGAAGCAGACGUGGUUCUGAUUUCCUCGGAAGAAGCACAAAAGGAGAUGUCCUGUUCUUUGAAAAUAACUGGAGCCACCGGCAAGAAGCAGCGACGCCGCACCGAACAAGGGAACCACUUCCAGGUUAUCCAAGCAUGCUGCUGAACUGACUUUUGCAGCUGCAUUUUCCAAUGUACCAUGGGAUGCAUCAAAUCCAAGGCUGCCUUCCAAGGUUCCAACGCCGUGCAGGAUGAGCGGAUCGGGGCAGGCGGCGAGGGCUGUGCCGGGGAGAAGUCGUCGCUGCUGGCGGUGCAGGCGGAGGAGAAGGGCCCCUCGAGCGCCGCCGUGCUGGACUACGCGCACCGGCUCUCCCGGGAGAUCCUGGAGCAGGCGGUCAAGCAGUGGGCGGUGACCGAGAGCAAGUACAGCGACAUCCCCUUCAUCGAGAGCGACGUGCCCUGAGCCUCCUGCCAGCACAGCCCCUGCUGUCCCCUGGGCACCGCCCUGGGGAGGUGUCUGCAGGGAGAGCCUGAGAAAUCUGCCUUUCAGCCGAGAUUGCUAACAAACCACCUGGAUCGCAGUAGAACCUGUCCAUCAAGUGUCAUUCCUUGUCAGCCAUGUGUUGAGUGUACUCUGUCUUUGUACGUGUUGGGUGUGAGCAGAAAUCAGCGUUAAAAGGAGGAUGAGAAGACUGUGGCUGCCCUGCACCUCUGCAAGCACUGCCACAGAGGACAAAACGUGGAUUAUUUCUGUGUUCUGCAUAAAAGAUCAGUGGUCUGUCUGUAGGUGAGAUGAACUCUCUGUGCUUGGUGAUUUGUCUGCAUUUCGCUAAAGUGAAAUCAAGGUGUGCAUGUAGCAAAGGUUACUGCUAUCAUAAAUUUUACUUUUGAUUCUGUGACCUAACCAAAUCUGUAAAAUCACAAAAUGAUGAAGGUGAUGGGAGGCGCUUUGCAAACCCCAGUAGUAUUCAGGGAGCCAUUUGGAUGAUGAUGCUCUUCACCUUCCAUUGAAGUGAACCAGUGAGAAACGUGCCAGUGUCAAUAAGCGGUGCAUUAUCAUUAACAGAUGCUUCUGUAAAUGCUUGAGAGCUUGUCUCUAAAACCCUGCAGUAAGAUAAGUUAAUGACAUCUGGUGCUGUGUUCAGACCAAAGCUGUUUUGUUUUUUGGUUUUGUUUGGGGUUUUUUUGUGUUAGGGUGCCGGUUUGGAAGGAUUUGGUUUGUUGUUUUACUGUAGCCCAGAGAGAUGUGCAAACACUACUGCUGGUAACCAGUGAAAGGAACCUUCAGAGGCGUGGCAGUGCUUUAGGACAGUUUGCUUCACGGCAGCUCUGCCUGCAUUACACUGCAAUUCCACUCUGUAGCACCACCCUUGGGAUAGGACACCUUCCUUCAGCUUCUGCAGGCUGCUGCUUCCCCACGGGAAAACCUGUCCAUGGCAGUGCCAGCAGGAGCCACAGGAGCUCCAGCCCUGGGCAGUGCCCUGAGUGCAGAGCUGGGGACCAAGCCUUAGGCCCAAAGCUCAGGGGCUGCACUGCUCCCCAGUGCAUCCCCACACAACUCCUGCUUGCCCAGGGCUCACUGCACUCACACUGCACCACACACAUCAGGACACCGAUGGAUCCUUGGUACAGUGUUGCUGAUGUUUUUUACAAAGUGAAGGCCUUCUAACAGCUUGGCUUUUACCACUUGUUUGUUCCUUUCUCUGUGAUGCCCAGUUUAAAAGACAUAGUUCUUUUUCCUAGAUCAAAAUGUUUUCCAUUUUGUUUUCAUUUUAUAGAGAAAUGCUUUCCAUACUGGCUAAAGCUGUUACUAUUUUUACAAGGUACACAUAGUUCUAGUAAAUGAUCCAAAGCAUGAUUUUUCAAGCAAUGGGAAGCAAGCAGAAAGAGGACCAUGUCAAAUGCUGUAGAAAGACAGUCUAUGAUUUGAGCUGUUUUGCAAAUGUUGUGAUACAAACGUAGGUAUUUGAAAUUCACAUAUAAUGGGAAGUGGUUUUAUCAGGAAUGGAGGGUGAAAAAUGCUCUCUGUGACACAGCACAAGGCUGCCAUUAAAUCCCAGUGACCAGACUGGAUUCCCAGUGACCUGCUAUUAAGGCUGUUCUCAGGCUUUUGCUGGAAAAGGGAACAAAAUCAGCUUAUGCUGUAAUGUCGUCCUCUUUGAAGUUACGUAGUUGUCUUCAAAGCCAUUUGCAAAGUGGGACUAAGGUUUUAUGGUUCACUUAAAUUCUCCUGAUAAGUGACACUCCUUCAAAUUCUACAGCACAUAUUUGAUCAUACUGUUUACUCUAAAAUACCUCCAUAUAUUAGUGGGAGUUAGAAAGCAAAGCCAAAACACUAAUCAAGUCAGUACAUAUCAAUUGGAUAUUGCUUAACCUCAGUAUUAAAAAAUAUUAAUAUUCUUAUUAUAGCUAAAAUAAAGCUUUAUUACAAAAAAGAAAAAAAGGGCCAACCUUUCUAACACGAGUGUGGCUUGAGAAUGUGAACAGUAAUUAAAAUUAAACACAACCUCAGCCCUCGCUGGUGCCUGAAGAUUCCAGCAGCUCCAGAGUGGCCCGAGUGCAAUUCCAGCUGCUUUAGGAUGCUUUCCAUGACACUGGCACUUCAGGGAAGGCACACAGCAAAUGGAAAGCAAACAACAGGGAGACGGCUUCUCACCAGGAAAAUCAUCUCUUUUACAGGAUGCUGUCCUUAUAAAUAAUGCACUUACCCUUAAUAGAAAAUAAAUCUGUUCAGUGCUGCAGUCUCAUAAGAGAUGGAGGGAGGAAAUUCCCUAGAGCUCUGCUGUAUGUACAUUUAAUAGGCACAAUACUAAUACAUUGUAAAAGUAAAGACUUCUUCACCAAAAUAAAUUUAUGCUAAGCUGUGCUAGAGUUUUAGAGCCACUGACAGUGGGUUUCCAGCUAAGUUACCUUUGAUUUUUUGAUUUCAUUUUGUGUAAUAAAGGCACUCCAGUUUGGGACUGGCAUACUCUGCAAAACUGUUUACUUCUAUUUAGGAGUUAAAAAUACAUUUGCUUUAUAUUUUCUCCAGGAAACAAGAUUAAUCUGAGUGGGUAUGAUGUGAAUGACUUGAUAUUCUAAUAAUGGUUCAAAAUACAUUAACUGCAGCACAACUUUGUACAGUUGACGUUUCUGGACUAAGGCACAUCAGUAUUCCCAAAUAAAACACACUACAAUAUAUUUUUACAAUAUUUUUUGUGGAAAAUAUUUUCUUGUGGACCAAAUAAAAUUCAACUUAC
Molecule: messenger RNA, 3464 nt
Organism: Zonotrichia leucophrys gambelii
Lineage: Eukaryota; Metazoa; Chordata; Aves; Passeriformes; Passerellidae
Gene: AKAP19
Product: chromosome 7 C2orf88 homolog
Exons: 4
Coding region: 425-688 (87 amino acids)
Molecular function (GO): protein kinase A regulatory subunit binding
Source: RefSeq, a predicted model, not a curated record